Leptosomus discolor (cuckoo roller) is the source of this 452-nucleotide messenger RNA. Lineage: Eukaryota; Metazoa; Chordata; Aves; Leptosomiformes; Leptosomidae. The record is from RefSeq and is a predicted model, not a curated record.
AUGUUGGGGAGAUCUAUUCAAGACUGCUGGAUCACAGACCAGUAAUUCAGGGAGAAAUACGUUACUUUGUUAAAGAAUUUGAAGAAAAACGUGGCCUCCGAGAACUACGAGUACUUGACAAUCUAAAGAACACAAUCUUUGAAACAAACGAACACAUUCUUCCGAAGUGUGAGCAGGCAAUGCAUGACAAUUUGAACGAAGCGUUCAAGAGAUUGCAAGCUGCCAACGAUAUGAUCCAUAGACUCCAAGAGAGGGAGCAUGAAGAGAGGAAGCUUCAGGCAGACAAGCUGAUGGCUCGGGAGGAGAAGCGCAUAGCCCACUGGGAGGAAUUCAUGAAAGAACAACAAACCAAACAAGCAGAGGUGGACGAAGAGCACAGAAAAGCUAUGGAGCGCCUCAAAGAGCAGUAUUCUGAGAUGGAGAAGGAACUGGCUAAAUCUGUUUCUUUUUAA